GACUACAGCCAUUGAUCAGUAGUGGUUAACUUGGCAAGCUAUGGGGGCGUAGGGACAUUUUGAGAUUAUAAUGGUAGUGUGUAAUGCCACCUACUCUUCAACAAAAUAUUAAUAUAACUCUGGAAGUUCCAUUAUGCAUCUGGACAGUAUUUAUAUGGGGAGAUGUAACUCUUACGGACUCAGACUAAAGAGGAACCAAGACAACAACAGGGCAAAAGCCAGACCUUCGACAUAUCUUAAACCAUCAUGAAGACUACCUGCUUGGCUCUUGGGUUAUUGCUGCUGACAGUGUUCCACUCCUAUGCUACCCCUCUUGGACUGCAGACAUCACCAAAAAGCUGCUGUUUCCACUUCCUCAAAGUGAGUGUCCCCCACAAAAAGAUUGUCUCAAUCCAGAAGACUCACAGUGGCUGCCCCCUACCAGCAUUUGUGGUCAAAACUGUCAAGGGGAAAUUGAUUUGCUUCCAGUCGAGUGAGCGGUGGGUACAGAAAGCCUUCAACCGGCUCAAAUAGCCAGCAGCUGUGGCCACAUGUAGAGGCAUUGAGAGUUCCAGUCAUCCUUGACAACCUCCUCAUCAUGACUCAAGCCUCACCAGCUCCAUGAAGACUACUCUAUCCUCGACAUACAAGUAGAGACAGAGUUGUAAUGUAGCUCACUGGAUGGCACCAAACGGUUGGUUAUCAUCUUACCCCAUGUUUUACUGCAUAAGGUGAAUGCACCAAUUUGUAAGUCGCUCUGGAUAAGAGCGUCUGCUAAAUGACUUAAAUGUAAUGUAAAUGUAUAUGUUCACUUUACUAUAAAAACUUUUAGAACUAUUUCCUAUAACACUUAACAGUAAGAAAGUGACAUGUUUAUCACUUUGAAAUGCAGCAAUAACUAUUUUGCAAUAUAUGGAAUUCAUAUGAGUUAAGAUGCACAUGCACGUUAUUGUGUUUUAAUGUACUGUAUGUGAGAAUCCACUGCUUUAAUAAAAGGAGAGGAAACAUUUCA
This is a messenger RNA of Oncorhynchus nerka (sockeye salmon), 991 nucleotides long. RefSeq names its product C-C motif chemokine 4 homolog. The transcript is spliced from 3 exons. The record is from RefSeq and is a predicted model, not a curated record. Gene Ontology annotation, molecular function: chemokine activity. Bases 247 to 513 code for a protein of 88 amino acids. Gene Ontology annotation, biological process: immune response. Gene Ontology annotation, cellular component: extracellular region. Lineage: Eukaryota; Metazoa; Chordata; Actinopteri; Salmoniformes; Salmonidae.